GUACGAAUCGAUUCUAUAGUCUAGUCGAUGCAGCGUGCAUCACUAGUUUAGUGUUAGUGCGCGCACGAGUCCGCACGCGCGCUAUGAACAGUCAUGGACGACUGGUGGUUACUAGAACGCGAAUACAACGCGUACGACUACCCUUAUCCUUGCUACCCGGAUAAGGAAGUCCAACCUGUGCCUGCGCAGUUCGAUCCGCAGUUCAAUCCGGCGCCGGCGCUGACUCUCCUCCUCUCGCCCAACCAACCAGAGAACGCACCGAAAUGCGACAACCCACGCGAGAUCCGCAACCGAGCGGAGAAGCAGCGGCGGGACAAGCUCAACCAGUCCAUCUCCAAGUUGGCCUCCAUGGUGCCGCCCGUGGUCAGGCCAGGCCGGAAGAUCGACAAGACCAGCGUCCUCCGCCUUACCGCACACUACUUACGCUCGCACCAAUACGUAUUUGGCGACUCCUUCGACCCUUCAACGCAGUUCACAACGGGCUUCACGAAGACCCUUCUGAGAAUGCUAAAGGGCUUCCUAAUAACUACCACGUAUAAAGGCAUCAUUGUCGUCGUGUCUCCCAACAUACAGGAGUAUCUGGGGUAUACUGAGCUUGAGCUGCUUGGCCAGAACAUAUUCAACAUUGUCCACGAGGGUGACCACAUGCUGUUGAGGGAACAACUCCUCCCGAUGACAUGCAUGUUGGGUAACAACGGGGAAUUACUGCUCCCUGAGGGACCCGACGCCCAGAAACGCGUCGCUGAUCUGUUGGCUAAUGAUAAAAGGGCGUUUAUUAUAAGAUUCAAAAAGCUGACGCAGCAGCGCUCGGAGCCCCCGCAGUAUGUCACCUGUCAUGUCGAGGGUUCCCUCAGGAAGUCCGAUCGGGCCUGCACCAGGAACAGCAGAUAUUGCCACAUCGUCCGCCGCGUGAGGUCCAGAGGAGAGAACCACUGUCCCAGCGGGAAUGAUGUGGUGUUUAUCGGUCUCGUUCGCCCGACAGUCGAGAGUUUCUUCUCGGAGAGUGCUCUGGAAUCCUUCCGCAUGGAGUAUCGUACUCGUCACUCAGUCGACGGAGAGAUCAUACAGUGCGAGCAGCGAAUCGCGCUCGUCACUGGAUAUAUGACUCAUGAAGUUAACGGCGUCAACGCCAUGAACUUCAUGCAUCGUGACGACGUGCGCUGGGUCAUCAUCGCGCUGAGACAGAUGUACGACCAGAAUCGUCUUGUCGGUGAGUCCUGCUACCGGCUUAUGACGAAGAACGGACAGUUCAUAUACAUGAGAACGUGCGGCCAAUUGGACGUGGAUCAAGCCUCGAAGGCUGUCACCAGUUUCGUCUGCACCAACACCGUGGUCGACGAAGCAGAAGGGAAGAGACUGAUCAAGAACAUGAAGAAGAAGUUUACGCUCAUGAUGAAUAACAGCGAGGAUACGGGCAGCGAUGAGGAGAUCAAGGAGGAACAAAGUGACGGGGCUCCAGCCAUAGAAGACCCGCGGCAGCUGCAAAAAGUUAUUCUUCAUCUGGUGACAGAUCUUUCGACCCCACAGCCGACCGACGAUUCGCAAUCACUAUGCCGCUUGGCGAUCAUCCCCCCCGGCCGCGAUAGAAUCGUCUGCGCUAUCAAAAAGAGCUAUAGCGUAAUAAAGAAUCUACCCGACCCGAGCAAGAUGGAGAAAGACGAAAAAACGCGGGAUGCUGGCCAAGGGCCCAGCAAGUCGCCCGGACCCGGACCUGCAUACCAACUCAUGGAAACCGAUUCUGACAUUGACGACACUUCGAGCAGCUUAUCGGACCCCCAAUUUACUGGACUGAGUCGACGACGAAAGACGAGGCCCCAAAAUCUACAGCUGGGGAAAUACAAGCUCCUCAGUACGAAUAAGAAAGAUAAAAAGCCAAAAGUUAAAAAACCCGGCACUCCCCGACCUACGGACCUUAAACGAGACAGCACCACGAUACUAAAGGACAAACUUUCGGCAUUCAGACUGCAAGCUGUUCACGAGGGACCCAGCACGUACAAGGUUGAUGACAGCAACAGCAGGCUAAUGAUCGCUGGCAAACGAUCAUCUGAUGAGCUGUCGGACGACGAGACAAAGGUAUCUAGAAACGAUGCCGACAUCGCCGCGGUCGCUUGCGUUGACGAUUCAAAUAUUUGUGAUAUUCCAGAUAUGGACGCCGUCAUAGAAACAGUUUUAAACUCCGAAGACUGUUGUAAGUUCGAGCUAGCGGUUAUUCCAGAUUUUGAUAAUUUAUGUGCCCAAGAAUUACUCCUGGACUUCGACGAAAGUAGCAUGGAUAGCCGGUCCAGCCGCGCUCUGCACGACCGUUCCAAGACCACAUGAUGUUUUAACUUCAAGGGCUUCUUCGGCUUACGGAAGAAGCGCCAUUAAACGGCUAAUUACGUAUCCAACCUCUGAACUACUUCGUGAUCUAGAUUUCAAAGUUCGUGAUUUAUAUUUUAAAUUUCUGGAUGUAUAUCCAGAAAUUUAAAAUAUAUAGAUCAAGUA
Messenger RNA from Aricia agestis (brown argus), 2484 nucleotides. It is a transcript of the gene BmMET2, whose product is annotated as aryl hydrocarbon receptor nuclear translocator-like protein 1. The record is from RefSeq and is a predicted model, not a curated record. Gene Ontology annotation, molecular function: DNA-binding transcription factor activity, RNA polymerase II-specific; RNA polymerase II cis-regulatory region sequence-specific DNA binding; protein dimerization activity. Lineage: Eukaryota; Metazoa; Arthropoda; Insecta; Lepidoptera; Lycaenidae. Gene Ontology annotation, cellular component: aryl hydrocarbon receptor complex; nucleus; transcription regulator complex. The coding region runs from base 94 to 2319 and encodes 741 amino acids. The transcript has 11 exons. Gene Ontology annotation, biological process: regulation of transcription by RNA polymerase II.